CGGGCGAGGCCGCAGCGGGCGGAGCUCGGCAGAUCCCCGCUGGGGGUUUGGGGUCCCACACGCGCCCCCUCCCACACGCGCACCGGGCGCCGUCCCCGCGCCCCCACCGCCAUGUUCUUCACCUGCGGCCCCAACGAGGCCAUGGUGGUGUCGGGGUUCUGCCGCAGCCCCCCCGUGAUGGUGGCGGGCGGACGGGUGUUGGUGGUGCCGUGUCUGCAGCAGAUCCAGCGCAUCUCCCUGAACACUCUGACCCUCAACGUGCGGAGCGAGAAGGUUUACACGCGCCACGGGGUCCCCAUCUCCGUCACCGGCAUCGCCCAGGUGAAGAUCCAGGGGCAGAACAAGGAGAUGCUGGCGGCCGCCUGCCAGAUGUUCCUGGGCAAAUCGGAGAGUGAGAUCGCCCAGAUCGCCCUCGAGACCCUGGAGGGCCACCAGCGGGCCAUCAUGGCCCACAUGACGGUGGAGGAGAUCUACAAGGACCGGCAGAAGUUUUCCGAGCAGGUUUUCAAGGUGGCCUCAUCAGACCUGGUGAACAUGGGCAUCAGCGUCGUCAGCUACACGCUCAAGGACAUCCACGACGACCAGGUGCCUCCUUAAUGGCCUCCUUAAUGGCCUCCUUAAUGGC
This is a messenger RNA of Lagopus leucura (white-tailed ptarmigan), 625 nucleotides long. RefSeq names its product flotillin-1. The coding region runs from base 112 to 597 and encodes 161 amino acids. Gene Ontology annotation, biological process: positive regulation of cell-cell adhesion mediated by cadherin; protein kinase C signaling; regulation of receptor internalization. Gene Ontology annotation, cellular component: plasma membrane. The record is from RefSeq and is a predicted model, not a curated record. The transcript is spliced from 5 exons. NCBI's taxonomy places the organism in Eukaryota, Metazoa, Chordata, Aves, Galliformes, Phasianidae.